AUGCCUCUAAAUAAAGGAUUAAAUUGGCCACGAACUUGUGGCUUCGAGAUCUAUGGAGUUGGUCCUAGCUAUGUGGUAGCAGUAGAACCUAACAGUGUUGCUAGUAUAGCUGGGUUGAUGCCUGGUGAUCAACUAUUAGAGUUAGAAGGUGUUGAUGUCUCAAGUUUACCUAGUGAACAGAUUAAGAGUUUAGCAAAAAGAUCUAGAAAUCAGUAUCCAGCCGUAGAAGUUGUAGCUUGUUUGCAAGAAAUUAACAUUUUACCCAAUAGAUUGAUAGGAUAUGGGUUUACUUUUCAAAAUGCUCGACCUCUUGUGGUUUCUACAGUUGAUUUUGGUGGACCAUCGUACAUGGCAGGGCUACGUUCAGGUGAUAUUAUACUAGCUAUAAAUGGUCAAAAUACUAAUAAUAUAGAAGAUAUAGAGGAUACAAUAACAUCAAAACCUGGACAGUUAACAUUGCUCACCAUACCAGUGGGUCGCAGUAGUAACAUGGUAGAAAUAGAUAAAAAGAUGAAUAAAACCAGUCCAUUGAGACGACAGGAUCAUAGGGCUAAAGAACUUCAUGAUAAGAUGAACUAUGUUCUUGGUGAUGAAUAUGAAAAGAAAAUGGCUAUAGUUGGUAUAUUAAAACAGUAUGCUGAAGAUAGAGAUGUACAUAUUUUAGGUAGAGCUUUGAAUGCUGUAUUAAAAACACCCCAACAUCGUCGAAUACUUAAACAGAUCAGGUUUUUAUCCAUUGUUGUGGAAAAGUUGAUAAUCAAUGCCAGGCCUUUUGUACCUCCUGGACAUCGACCAAAGUUUGAUGCAGAAAUUAAAUUACGCUAUACGUCACCAGUAGGUAGUGAUAGAUUGAGUGUUGUACAGUCUCCACAUCCACCUUCAGCUCAUAAAACAGGACAUAGAAAGAUUAUUCAAGUCAUACGUGAUGAUGGAAGUUUUGGAUUAGUUAUAAAGGGAAGUAACCCAGCCUAUGUUGAAUCAGUAGAUGAAGGUGGACCAUCAGAGAAAGCUGGUAUAAGAACAGAUGAUUUUAUCAUGAAGCUGAAUGGUCUAGAUGUCAGAAAAUGUAGUCAUUCAAGAUUAUGUCAGUUAUUACAAGAGAGUGGUUCAGCACCUACUAUAGAAAUAUUAAGAUGUGAAAAUGGUUUGUCACCAUCUGUUAGUUUGACGUCUGUUUCAAGUGAGUCGUCAGUAUCUAGUCAUGGUUCUGUAGAUUGGUUGACUAAUCAACAUCAAACAGAUACAGAGGGUAGAACAUUUCAACAGAGGGCUGACUUCUUAUUAACUGGAAGAGAAAAACAUCAAAUCAGAAAAGCUAUAGAGAAUUAUGAAAUUUCAAAUAAUGUGGUAGAUCUACAUAGUUCACUAGCUGAAAUAUUAGACAGUCCAUCUAAAAAGACAUUAUGGAUGUUUAUUAUAGCUAGGUUACCAAUUGAACAUCAAGAAUAUUGUUUACAUCGUAUCAGUUUACCACAAGAUAUAUUGUUAGAGUGUGUAAACGUUGAAAAAUAUCAACAAGAGCAGCCUUUGACUAGUCCAAGAAUAACUUAUAAUAAUGAUUAUAAUGAACAAUCAUAUAUACCUGAUAAUUUACCUACUACUUUCCGUCAACAGUUAGAAUUCUUAUUAACACCAACAGAACGUCAACAACUUAAAGAAAUCUUACAGAGAUAUGAUGAAAAUAAAGAUAUUAAUGAUAUGUUAGAAGAUAUUGAAGUGAUUCUAGAUACACCAUCUAAAAGAAGUUUAUGGAAGUAUAUACUACCCCUAAUACAUACAGAUCAUCAAAUAGUAGUUAGACAACGUCUCUUACAACUACAGAAAUAUUCUAGAAAUACUAAAACUAUAAAAGAACGCAAUGAAAUGAUGUCAGGAUCAUCAUCAGAAGAUGAGAAAGGAAGUAGUACCCCAUCAGAAUCAUCACCACAUGAAAGGUUAAAGGUUCGAAAUCAUAAUAGAUCAGAUCUAAGAUCAGCUGAUAAAGCAUUAGUGAAAGAAUUAGAGGAAACCAGGAAAGCUAUUCAAGAAGCUAAAGAUGCUAUUGUUGGUAAAGGUCAAGGUCAUCAUGGUGAUGAUAUUGAACAUGAAGAUGGAGAUUCUAAACGUUAUGUAACUAUUAUACCAGUUGGUUAUCCUGGACUAGAGGGAAGACCAUUUCAUAAAAAAGAAAUGGAUUCACCAGAGUUAAACAGAGUAAGAAAACUCACACCACAGAAAGUCAGUCCUGCAAGUAGUCAUUAUAAAAAGCGAGAUACUAUUGUGUAUAAUGAAGUGGAACAUGAAACUAAAAAGUUCAAUGUCCGACCAGGUGAUUCCUUCAAUCAGUCGGCAAUAACAGCUUUAGAAGAAUUAGAUGCUGUCAUGGCAGCAGAAACAUCAGACCAAGAUUCAGAGAAAAACAGAAUUAUCUCUAAAGGAAUUGUUCAACAAAGAGUACAGACUUCUUUGACACCUGCCCCACCCCCUCCUCCCCCUGUCCCACCACCACCAUCCUUUCAAUCUUAUAAUAAUAAACAGAUGAAUGUCAAGAGAAUUAAUUGGGAAAAACUCAAUCCAUCUAAGGUCAAUAAUACAGUUUGGCAACAAAUAGAUGAUAGUGAAUUAGAAGAUAUUGUCAAAUAUUUAGAAUUGGACCAACAUUUUAGUACCAAAACUACUAAACCAGCUGUUAUUGAUAAGAAACAAGAGGUAUUUAUUUUGAAUCCGAAGAAAGCGUAUAAUAUUUCUAUAUUAUUGGGACAUUUGAAGAUGUCUAUAAGUGAUAUUAAACAUGCUAUAUAUUCAAUGGAUGAAGAUAUAUUAACUCCUGAACUAUUAAAACAACUACUGAAUUAUUCUCCCAGUAAACAUGAGCAAGAACUAUAUGAUAGUUUUACUGGUGAUGUAGAUAGUUUUAGUAAUGCUGAUAGAUUUGCUUAUGAGACCAGUCAAAUACCAAAUUAUGAGCAAAGAUUAAAAGCAAUGUUAUUCAAAGCAAGUUUUAAAGAGAAAAUUACAGAAAUGAAGGAGCAUUUACGUUGUAUAAAAGCUGCAUCGCGAGAGCUGAGACAUAGUAAAAAGUUAGCUAAAAUAUUAGAGUUAAUUCUUGCCAUGGGAAAUCAUAUGAAUAAAGGAAAUGAAAGAGUAGGUGAUGCCACUGGCUUCCGUAUAACCUUUUUAUCACAGAUUGAUAUAACUAAGACAAGUGAUAACAAGUCAACAUUUCUACAUGUACUAACAGAAGCUGUCAGUAAAAGGUUUCCAGAUGUAUUAAGUAUUGGGGAUGAUCUAACACAUGUUUCUGAAGCCGCUAAGGUGUCAAAUGUACUUCUGAAUCAAGAAUUAAAUGAAUUGAGGAAAGUGCUUCAGGAUAUAUCUGAUACUUUAGAGAAAUUCAAUGGACAUAAAACAACAAUUGGUACCACAGAUAGAUUUCAAGAACAUUUUAUAGCAGAGGCUUCUGAUGAAUUACAAUCAUUAUUUCGGUUACAACAUGGUACAAUGGAAGAAUUUUCAGAAUUGGUCCAGUAUUUUGGUGAAGAUCCUAAGAAAAUGGAUACUGGUGAUUUAUUUGGUAUAUUUGCAGACUUUGUAUCUAAGUUUGAGAAAGCCCACAGAGAAAAUUCAAUAUAUAAGAGACAUUGA
Messenger RNA from Lottia gigantea (owl limpet), 3624 nucleotides. RefSeq lists its product as hypothetical. Bases 1 to 3624 code for a protein of 1207 amino acids. The transcript is spliced from 29 exons. NCBI's taxonomy places the organism in Eukaryota, Metazoa, Mollusca, Gastropoda, Lottiidae. Gene Ontology annotation, molecular function: protein binding. The record is from RefSeq and is a predicted model, not a curated record.